This is a messenger RNA of Acanthoscelides obtectus, 767 nucleotides long. NCBI's taxonomy places the organism in Eukaryota, Metazoa, Arthropoda, Insecta, Coleoptera, Chrysomelidae. The record is from the annotation of a GenBank genome assembly.
CAUCUACUUACUGCCGAUGUCUGUCUUGUCAUGUCAAGUUGUCAAACUCUCCCUUAUGUUCUAGAAUUGAUAGAUUGUGUAAAUAUAAACAUAAACGAAUAAAAUAAAGGAAGUACUGCCUCAAUUACCCAAAAAUGGCUUUGGUUAUGCAAAGGAAAUUAAACGUGCGUUUGCCCCCAGAGAUCAAUCGUAUCCUCUACAUCAGAAACCUUCCUUAUAAAAUAACCGGCGAGGAAAUGUACGAUAUAUUCGGCAAGUACGGCGCUAUCCGACAAAUCCGAGUGGGAAACACACCUGAAACAAGAGGAACUGCUUUUGUGGUCUAUGAAGACAUAUUUGAUGCAAAGAAUGCUUGUGACCACUUGUCCGGUUUCAACGUGUGUAAUAGAUACCUGGUUGUUUUAUAUUACCAAGCUAACAAGGCCUUCAAAAAGACUGAUAUUGAGAAGAAACAAGAAGAAAUUGAUAAAAUGAAAACAAAAUAUGGCAUCAACACAUAAACUUGAUUUACUUAUUUUGUAUUGCUGAAACACUCACUAAUCUCAUAUGUAAGCAGCAGCAAAUUGUUGCAGUUUGAUUCAUUUGAUUUUUUCCAUGUGAGGAUCAUUUUAUUUUACAUAUAAGUUCAAAUUGUGGAUUAAUUAGGUUAUUAUACAUAAUGCAAUUUUUGUAUAUAUUGUAAAAUAAAGAUAAGAUACUACAAUAAAAAACCCACAUGGUCCUGUAAAACAUUUUAAUUUAAAAUUCUUAAACUACUUGAUUUAACC